Molecule: messenger RNA, 807 nt
Organism: Funneliformis geosporum
Lineage: Eukaryota; Fungi; Glomeromycota; Glomeromycetes; Glomerales; Glomeraceae
Source: the annotation of a GenBank genome assembly
AUGUCCCGGUCUAUUUUUAGGCGAAAUACAAGCUGUAUUUAUCAAAGACGCAUGAUGCAACCAAUGACUUGGAGAAGCAUUCUCAAUAAACAACAGUAUAAUCAAAAUUUUGCUUCCGCAGCAAAUUACGGAAUUGAAUCGAAUUCAAAAUUCGUUGAUGAACAACCACCAAUUCAAACUAGUACACCGCCACCUACACCACCUACACCACCUAAUCCAGUACCAUCAGAAAUUCUCGGAGCCUCUUUACCAUUUGUGAAUCAAUAUGGAUGGACGAUUGAUACAUUAGCACAAGGAGCGAAAGCAUCAGGAUAUCCAUAUGUUAGUCAUGGAUUAUUUCCUAGAGGUGGAGCGGAAUUAAUCGACUAUUUUUUGGAUGAUUGUAGAAGAAAAAUGACACAUGAAAUUUUCGAUAAGAUGGAUAAUUUAAAGGUUCAUCAAAAAAUUCGAUUUGCGUGUGUAACUCGACUUAAUUAUACAAAGCCAUACAUAAAAAGAUGGCCUGAGGCACUUGCUAUUAUGGCACAACCAAAUAAUGUUAUAAGGUCGGUUGAACAUUUAGCGAGGUUAGUUGAUGAUAUGUGGUAUCUUGCGGGAGAUAAAAGUGCUGAUGUAAAUUCUUAUUAUCAAUUGUAUAUGGUACAAGAUACCUCACCGGAUUUCAUAGGAACUUUUCAGUUUUUAGAUCGAAGACUGAAGGAUAGUGCUACAUUUGGAAGAAUAGUUGGCGAUGUUAAUAAUUAUGUUAAUGUUGCUGUUAGAUCUGCUAUUGGAAUUCUAUCCUCGAAAGGGAUAGGCAAAUUUUAG